AUCAUCUUAAGCCUUUCGUUUUAGAUGCUACUCUGCUUUCCAAAAUUCAAUGGAAAUUUUCUCCAAAUCUCCUUUGAUGAGACUCUGUUUCUUAGCAAGAAAAUGAAGGAACCAUCUUUACAUUUUUGGGUAAUCAUAGGGAUGCUUGUAAUGGCGACAAUGACCUCCAUGUGUAUGGGAAACAACGUGUACCCUCUCAUUCUGGUUCCAGGAAACGGUGGUAACCAGUUAGAGGCAAGACUGGACAGAGAGUACAAGCCAACUAGCUUUUGGUGUAGCAGCUGGUUAUAUCCGAUUCACAAGAAGAAUGGUGGAUGGUUUAGGCUAUGGUUUGAUGCAGCAGUGAUAUUCUCUCCCUUCACCAGGUGCUUCAACGACCGUAUGAUGUUGUACUAUGACGCCGAUUUGGAUGAUUACCAAAAUGCUCCUGGUGUCCAUACCAGGGUUCCUCAUUUUGGUUCGACCAAGUCGCUUCUAUACCUUGACCCUCGUCUCCGAGAUGCCACAUCUUACAUGGAACCUUUGGUGAAAGCUCUAGAGAAAGGCUGUGGGUAUGUUAACGACCAAACCCUCUUGGGAGCUCCAUAUGAUUUCAGGUAUGGCCUGGCUGCGUCGGGCCACCCAUCCCGUGUAGCCUCAGAGUUCCUACAAGACCUCAAGAGUUUGGUGGAAAAAACAAGCGGCGAGAACAACGGAAAGCCAGUGAUACUCCUCUCCCAUAGCCUAGGAGGACUUUUUGUUCUCCAAUUCCUCAACCGUACCACCCCUUCAUGGCGCCGCAAGUACAUCAAACACUUUGUUGCACUUGCUGCACCAUGGGGUGGGACGAUCUCGCAGAUGAAGACGUUUGCUUCUGGAAACACACUCGGUGUACCUUUAGUUGACCCUUUGCUGGUCAGACCACAGCAGAGGACCUCCGAGAGUAACCAAUGGUUACUUCCAUCUGCCAAAGUGUUUCACGACAGAACCAAACCGCUUGUCGUUACUCCCGGGGUUAACUACACAGCUUACGAGAUGGAUAAGUUUCUUGCGGUCAUUGGAUUCUCUCAAGGAGUUGUGCCUUACAAGACAAGAGUGUUGCCUUUAACAGAGGAACUGGUGACUCCGGGAGUGCCAGUCACUUGCAUAUAUGGGAGAGGAGUUGAUACGCCAGAGGUUUUGGUGUAUGGAAAAGGAGGAUUUGAUGAGCAACCAGAGAUUAAGUAUGGAGAUGGAGAUGGGACGGUUAAUUUGGCGAGUUUAGCAGCUUUGGAAGCUGAGAGCGUGGAAAACGUUGAGCUUGGUGGAGUCUCGCAUACCUCUAUACUCAAAGAUGAGAUUGCACUUAAACAGAUUGUGAAGCAGAUUUCGAUUAUUAAUUCUGCAUUAGCCAACGUCAAUGCUAUGAGUGAAUGAGAGGAGUACUCAUUAUUCCAUCAAUUUUAGUUGUAUAUUGUAAGAUAAAGAAGUCAUUUACAGAGAUUUCACGGUUUGUUUAGUUUGGCUCACACAAAAGUUUUAUUAA
Messenger RNA from Capsella rubella, 1504 nucleotides. Its product is annotated as lecithin-cholesterol acyltransferase-like 1. Gene Ontology annotation, biological process: lipid metabolic process. The record is from RefSeq and is a predicted model, not a curated record. The transcript has 2 exons. Lineage: Eukaryota; Viridiplantae; Streptophyta; Magnoliopsida; Brassicales; Brassicaceae. The coding region runs from base 25 to 1395 and encodes 456 amino acids.